Messenger RNA from Osmerus eperlanus (European smelt), 2243 nucleotides. It is a transcript of the gene lman2, whose product is annotated as lectin, mannose-binding 2. The coding region runs from base 31 to 1101 and encodes 356 amino acids. NCBI's taxonomy places the organism in Eukaryota, Metazoa, Chordata, Actinopteri, Osmeriformes, Osmeridae. The transcript has 8 exons. Gene Ontology annotation, molecular function: D-mannose binding. The record is from RefSeq and is a predicted model, not a curated record. Gene Ontology annotation, biological process: endoplasmic reticulum to Golgi vesicle-mediated transport. Gene Ontology annotation, cellular component: Golgi membrane; endoplasmic reticulum-Golgi intermediate compartment; COPII-coated ER to Golgi transport vesicle.
UCGGGAAGAAAAGAACGGGGACUUCGAAACAUGGUGCUUGAAAUGACAAGAAUAGUUGAGUCCGCCACUUCUUUACAGAGUGCUUCUAAAAUGAAAAGGUUGAUAAAAUUCCUAAGCACAUGCCUACUUGUGUUACCUCAUUUGACUUUAGUACAUGGGGAUAUUACAGAUGGCAACGCAGAACACUUAAAACGAGAACAUUCUCUCAUUAAACCGUACCAAGGUAUUGGAACCAGCCCGUCCAGUCAGUGGGAUUUCUGGGGUAGCACCUUGGUAACCAGCCAAUAUGUAAGAUUAACACCUGAUGAAAAAAGCAAACAAGGCUCCAUUUGGAACACUGUGCCAUGUUUUCAAAAAGACUGGGAAAUGCACGUGCAGUUCAAAGUUCAUGGUUCAGGGAAGAAGAAUCUCCAUGGUGAUGGCAUUGCCAUCUGGUACACAAAAGAAAGACUGCAUCCAGGCCCAGUCUUUGGAAACCAAGAUCAUUUUGUUGGCCUUGCUUUAUUUUUGGAUACCUUCCGCAAUGACCUCCAUGGAAUGGAUCGGUCUUUCCCUUACAUCUCAGCAAUGGUGAAUAAUGGUACCCAGCCAUACGACCAUGGAAAAGAUGGACGUAACUCAGAGCUAGGAGGCUGCUCGGCUGAAAUAAGGAACAAGGACCAUGACACAUAUCUGGCCAUCCGCUACUCCAAAGGCAGACUGACUGUGAUGGUGGAUGUUGAUGACAAGAAUGAGUGGAAAGAAUGCAUUGACAUAGGAGGUGUCCGUCUGCCAACUGGGUAUUACUUUGGGGCAUCUGCUGCCACAGGGGAUCUUUCAGACCAUCAUGACAUAAUCUCCAUGAAGAUGUAUCAGCUUAUGGUAGAACAUACUACUGAGGAAGAUAGUCUUGACUGGACAAAGAUUGAACCCAGUGUGAGCCUGCUGAAGUCCCCCAAAGACAACAUUGAUGAUCCAACCGGCAACUUUCGAAGCACACCUCUGACAGGCUGGAAGGUCUUCCUGCUUUUGCUAUGUGCACUUCUGGGAAUUGUAGUUUGUGCUGUUGUCGGAGCUGUUGUUUUUCAGAAGCGACAAGAAAGAAACAAAAGGUUUUACUGAAUAAAGAGCUAUUCUUUAUGUCAAUUUGGGAAGAAACCAACUAACUGAGUCAACAGAUUCAAUGUGAAUUUUGUAGAUAUGUUCAAUUGUUUAUAUCAUUGAAGCACUGCGAUAAAAACAAAUUAUAAUUAUUAUGAAAAGACCACCAGUGAUUCCUGCUUGUCUUGUAAAUGAGGGUCUUUGGAAUGUUUUUUUUAAUUUUUCUAUUCACUCACUCAGUUUUUUGGGUUUAUCAGAACAGGGCAGUACAUCACACAGAACUUUCCUUUAGUUUCGAAUACAACUCAAACUACAUUCAACAAAAUUAUUUUUAGACAGAUGUAAAAAGAUUUUAUUACCUCUCAAAUUUGACCAGUCUCUGAUGAAGUUUGUUUUCUAUGUGCUGAAUAUGCGUUUGCUUUUUAACCCUCGUGCUGCCUUCGGGUCACAUGACCCAAAGGGUAACGAACCAUCAUUGUGUUUACCCAAUUUUACCCAAUACAAAAACAAAUAAAAAUACUUUUCUUUUAACCUUCGCAAUGUGGGGGGUCUGAGACAGCCCGACGGUUAAAAGAAAAUGCUUCACUUUGUUUUUGUAUGCGGUAAAGUUGUCGCAAUACGACGGUGGGUCACAAUGACUGAUGGGUCAGAACGACCCGAGGAGAACACAAGGGUUAAAUUCAAAUUUGGGGAUUAAUCCAGGGUCAUUUACUUGUAACUUAUGCAGGUUUUGCCUUUUCAGGCUUCAAGCUUCUUUGCCGACUCAAAACAAAGACCCAUUUGGGCUUACAUGCUGCAGUAGAUAGCUGAGAAAUAUAUAUAAACAUAUCAGAAGUUACAUAAAGUGUAACUCAGCUUCUAGGAAGUGAGAUGUUGAUGAUGGCCAAAUUGGACUUUUUCUGUCUAGAUUUUUGGUUUAAGCAUGGUUGUAUUCAGAGUUACCAGGUGAUUUGGGGGGAUACAUUUACUAGACUUGUCUAGAUUUCUUCGUGGUGGGACUUCAUUAUUGUGCAUCAGAAGUUGUGCAGUUCUUUUUUUGUAGUAAUUUCCGAUCCAUGAUUUUAAAGUGGAAUGUGCAAAAAUAAAUGACCUUCUGUACAGCUGAGUCAACCAACGGAAUUGUUUUGUUGAUUUAAAAAAAAUAAACAACUCCACUGCUUUUU